UUAAUCUGUCUACCGAGUUAACUGCAACACCUUUUGACAGCAAAGUGUUACCAAACAUUUAAAUACAACAUUGAACGGCUCUCUUGACAUUUCCAGGCGAUGUGUGUAUGUUUUAUAUGUCCGCCUGCUCUCCAAAGUUACUUUUGUGACUUUAUUUGUGUCAGAAGCUAGUUUAUUGACGCUAGUUCCGCCUCGCUUUCUCCCUGUGAUGGACAGCAGCGACAAGUGUCAAAAGUAAUCAGGGACGAGACGCACCGAGACACCGGGGGAAAACACGGCUCCGUCCUGUUGGAUACACUUCCACACAACUCAACCGGUGACAACAACAAGGAGUGCUGUAUUCACUUUGCUGCUAAGUUGCCCCACAGGAACAAGGAAGUCACAGUCAAUCUGCAAGGACAGUAUUUCUGGGGAAGAUUGUAUUGAUGAUCAAUGAUCUUCAGUAGAAGAGCUGCUAACUGCUGAGUUUCGGACAUUGUGAUGGAAAACCCCGAUGAUGAGGUCGACCUGCAACACAGCACAACAGGGGGGGAAGAAGGAAACUCUGGUGGGGGAACACCUCCAACCAAACGCAAAGGCAAGUUCUCCAAAAUGGGAAGGAUCUUCAAGCCCUGGAAAUGGAGAAAGAAGAAGCCAAGUGAAAAGUUCACUGAAACAUCUAUAGCCUUGGAAAGAAGGAUUUCUGUUCGAAAAAGUCGCCAAGAGCUGAUUGCCAGAGGGGUUUUAAAGGAUAUCCCAGAGAACGAGAGCAAUGAUGUGAACCACUCCAAAGCUCCACCAGUGAAAAAUGGGCACCCCGUGCCGAUGGACAUGGACAGGAUGUCUGAACCAGGUGUCCGAGUGUCUCGAGGGGAAUCUGACAUCAAGGUCAAUGCCCUCAGGCCGCCCCAAGCAGACGAACGUCGAAGCAGAGCCCCGUCUGACGCCUCCCGGAGUAACCGGGCCCCUCUGGAUGUGGACACUCAUGCACGUCUUUCUGUGGACGUAGACAGACGAAGCCGUCUGCCAUCAGAUGUUGACAAAAGAGGAGGUUCGUUACCCCGAGGGCCUCCGCAAGACGAUAGAUAUCGAAGGGAAGAGAGGAGAGAUGUCAAAGACGACAGGGAGGACAGAGGACGGAAGAACAGGGAAGACCUAGAAAGAAGGGAUUGGCGAGAGGAAAAGGAAAGGGAUGGCGGAGUCGACCGGAGAGAAAGGCGAGAAUGGAGAGAUGACAGAGAGAGGAGAGACGAUAGACCAGAGAGAGACAACAGAGAAAGGAGAGAUCGAGAGGAGCGGGAAAGGAAGGAUCGGGAUGACAGGGAGCGCAGAGAUAGAGACCAAAAGGAACAGAGAGAUCGGGAUGAGAGGGAAAGGAGAGAUCGGGAUGAGAGGGAAAGGAGAGAUCGGGAUGAGAGAGAAAGGAGAGAUCGGGAUGAGAGAGAAAGGAGAGAUCGGGAUGAGAGAGAGAGGAGAGACGGGGACGAGAAGGAACGCAGGGAGCGUGAUGAAAGAGAAAGGAGAGACGACAGGGACAAAGACAGGGACAGGCGGCCUGAGAGGGAACGGAGAGAUGACCGAGAACGAGAAGACAGGGAGAGGAAAGACGUGCGAGGAGAAAGAGAUGAUAGGGAGAGGAGAGAUGACAGAGACAGGCGAGAAGACAGAGAGAGGAGGGAUGACUGGGCCAAGAGGAAUGAAAGAGAUCGAAGAGAUGAGCGGGAAAAGAGGGAGGAGAAGGAGAGGAGAGAGCCUCAGCGGUCUGUGGACGACCCCCGGCCCACCAGGCCUGUCUCUGAGAUGGACUUGCGGCCUCCUCUACAGAAGAGCUCCUCAGAGGACAACAAGAGGCUCCGUCCAGCCUCAGAGGCUGACAAGAGGACAACCCUGCCCAGAUACGCCCCACCUGCAGAGUUCAGAGAACGCUCAGAGUCCGCUGGUGUCCGCUUCGCCCCCGAUCCUCGUCCAGCACAAGACUCCCAGCAGGAACCUCCCCCACCCAAACAGGCUCUGCUCCCCCCCAGACUUCUCCCUGUUCCCCCCUCUGAGCCCGGCAGGAGCCCCACCCCCUCUUCUUCUUCAUCCUCCUCUUCCUCCUCCUCCUCCUCCUCCUCUUCCUCCUCCCCCGCUGUAGCUGUGGCCAAGCCGCCGAGGACGGUCUCCCUAAUAGUGGAUGACACACCUCGACCCUCCCUCCCCGCUCCUUCCCCAGCUGACUCCGCCACGCCGCCCCCUGUCCCUCCUCACGCCAAGCAGCCUCCCGUCCCUCCACCCAAACCCACAAACCGCAACAGCAACCCUGCACUGCUUGCUGAGCUUUCCCAGCCUGGCAGUGGGAUCAUCAUAGUGCCAGCACCUGCUAAGCGCUCGCCACCAACACCGCCAAAGAGGAUGACCCCCGUCACUAAGCGCCAUUCUGUGGACCCUUCUCCUCCCAGUCAGGACCCAGAGUCUCCCACCACUGACCAGGGCUCUGUGCCUGUCCUGAUGCCCCCUGCUGUCCCUAAAGGGGAUAACAAUGAGGACAAGACAAAUGCAGCAGCUCCUCAGAGCCCCAUCGAGGCUCUGCCUCCACCGCCGUCCCACAUUCCUCCUUCUCCUCCCAGGGUUCAGUCGCUCCAGCCACCCAGCACCUCCUCCUCUGGUCCUGUGCCCACUGUACAAACUGACCCCCCCAGCCCGACCACCGAGCCUCCCAGCCAGCUCCCAGCCAUCCCCCUGCACAUCCUCAUCCAGAGAGCUCUGGCCAGCCCCGGACCGGCUCAGGCCAACCCAGACGGCUCCCAGAGGGCCCACUCACUGCUCUUUGAUUCUCCUCCAGAUUUCCUCACCGAGGCGGGGGGGAACUCACGGCACUCUCUCCCCAUCACCAUUGAACCUCUCAGGCUGCCAGAAGACGAUGACUUUGACAUGGAGGAGGAGCUGCGGAAGCUUCACCCCCAGAGGCCUACUCGCCAGCCGGGGCUGGAGCCUCGCAGCAGGAGGGGCUUGGUGGGAAACCUCAGAGUGAGCUCCAUCCCUGAGGUUGUGAGGGACAGUGAUGUGGACACCGACUCUGACGGCCCCAUCCUGUACAGAGACGACGACGAUGACGAUGAUGAUGACGACAUCCCUCAGGGCGGGCUGGCGAGUCGUGUGAAGAGGAAGGACACGUUAGCCCUGAGGCUGGAGAGACAAGAGAGAGAGGAAAGGGAGGCUCAGGAGAACAACGAAAGCAUGAGCUGGAACAACCGGGAGCAGUGGAUGGCAGUGAGGAACAAGAUCAGCAGCACACUGACACGGCGGCUGAGUCAGAGGCCAACAGCAGACGAGCUGGAGCAGAGGAACAUCCUUCAAGCCAAGAAUGAAGACGAUCGACGAAUGGAGAGAUCUGAGAUCAAACGGAGGCUCACAAGAAAGCUGUCCCAGAGACCCACCGUGGCUGAGCUCCAGGAGAGGAAGAUCCUGCGUUUUCACGAGUACGUGGAGAGCACCCACGCCCACGACUACGACCGGCGGGCCGAUAAACCCUGGACCAAGCUCACUCCUGCUGACAAGGCCGCCAUCCGCAAAGAACUCAAUGAAUUCAAGAGCUCGGAGAUGGAAGUUCACGAAGAAAGCAGGAUCUAUACCCGGUUCCAUCGGCCUUAGCUGUCCAUGCUGACCAGUACCCAGCACUAAUACUGAGAGGAGUGAAGAGUCUCCUCACCAUGAACUGAACCUGUGGUCCAUUUUUACUGACUGCCUGCUAACCUGCUUUAGCUGGAGACACUGGAACCAGAGCUACAGAUCAAGUCAAACCCACAGGUGGUUCUCAGACUUACUCCACUGUGGAAUUCAGGACAGGAGGAGUUUGUUGGUGCGUCCAUGAUGGAGGUACCUGGUGCCAACACUGAAAGAGCGAGAAACCCCGCCCUCAGAAAGAGGUAGAACUGAAAAGAUAACUGACGGAGAGUUCUGACACUGUCUCCCUCCGGGGAAUCCGCUCUCCCCAUGCCUUUACCUGCCUUUAUAUUCCAUUUUCUACACAAAGACUAUGCACAUAAACAGAUCAUUUUAGUUCCUAUUAACUGUCAACGGUACCAUUAAACUGAUCUGUUUAACUCUUGUUUAUUUGUACAUGUUAGGUACUGCAAAUGUCCACCCAGAGGUGCCACACAGUACCAGCCUUAACUCACAUACUCACACACACUAGUGUAAUUUAAGUUUUAGACAAAAUGUGAAAGACUUCAGUGUGUUUCUUAUUUAAAACUCGGCUCUAGCUCUAUUCCAAUCAACAGUGUGUAGCGCUGAUUCCAACCUAAUAUCUGAAAAGUGUGCAUUUUACUGUAUUUUGUCGAUCAUUUAAAUGAUUCUCAUGGAGCACAUAUCACUAGAUUAUUUUUCUAAUAAGGCACUUUAUGUACCUUAAUUGGGUGUGUAGAAAAUUUAAAAAGUUCGGAGCCUAUAAUUCUGUUUAUAAAUUGAAUUAUUCAAGCAGGAAAAUGUACAUAUUUUUAUUUUCCUGGCUGUUUUAUGGUACUUUAUAUAUGCAAGUCCAUAGCUGGCUGCAGUUGUAUAGAUCAGUUAUAUAGAUGUGAUUGACUUUAUAUUGUACAUCCACAGUAAUGCUGACAUGUUUUAAUUGUAAAGUAUUUCUCAAAUGUUAUAAGUAGUAAUGGUACUUUUUUUUUUUUUUGAUACAGAGAUCUUUAAAACGUUUUUUUGCAAAGCACACUGUAUAAAUGAACAAUCCACUCAGAAAUUAAAAUAACCUGUGAUUUUCAUUUCAA
Messenger RNA from Centropristis striata (black sea bass), 4730 nucleotides. RefSeq names its product phosphatase and actin regulator 4a (gene phactr4a). The transcript has 15 exons. The coding region runs from base 481 to 3609 and encodes 1042 amino acids. The record is from RefSeq and is a predicted model, not a curated record. Gene Ontology annotation, molecular function: actin binding. Gene Ontology annotation, biological process: actin cytoskeleton organization; neural crest cell migration. NCBI's taxonomy places the organism in Eukaryota, Metazoa, Chordata, Actinopteri, Perciformes, Serranidae.